Molecule: messenger RNA, 3990 nt
Organism: Penicillium alfredii
Lineage: Eukaryota; Fungi; Ascomycota; Eurotiomycetes; Eurotiales; Aspergillaceae
Product: GTPase-activating protein BEM3
Exons: 2
Coding region: 1-3990 (1329 amino acids)
Biological process (GO): regulation of GTPase activity; signal transduction
Cellular component (GO): cytoplasm
Molecular function (GO): phosphatidylinositol binding
Source: RefSeq, a predicted model, not a curated record
AUGUCGCAGAUCCCGCGACGAGGUAGUGGUGAUGAUGGUUCGCCAUCCCCGUCUGCUUCGACUGCUAAAAAUCAGCCCGCCUACCCGCCCCUGAACAGCGGUCUUCCCCCUCGGGAUUCUAUGGGAACACGAUCGGACACCCCGUCGUCGCGCCCUGGGCCUGCUGCCCGCCAAAUUACGCCUUCUCCGUUGCACACCAGUUCACUGCCCCGGUCCUUUGUUCAUGACGAUUCUGCUUCGUCCCAGAGCCCGCUCUCUCCCAGAUCCAGUGCCAACGCCUCCCCUUCUCAGAACCGCUCGCCCAUUACCCGCCCAGCUCAUGUAACAUUCCCGGCGCCCCCAUCCAAAGCUGCCCCCAAUAGCUCCCAGUCACCAGAGAUGACCAGUGCAGAGUCGGCUGACACGGCUGACCGACCUGGAAAUAUGCCAAAGCCCGCCGGGGUAACAGAGCCCAAUCGAUCUGCAACAUCCUCGGUUAGCUCUCUUCAGUCGAUGCCCGGAGAUCGUCCACGCCGUGUGUUGCCUCGCACCUCGUCGAUUGAUUCCGCAAUCUCUUCCCUAUCCUCCGCCUCGCAGAAAUCAACUUUUGACGCCAACGCUUUAAGCCCAGCCGACAUCAGCAAUCUCAUCAAUGCGGCUGGCUCGGCCGAGGCAGUGAUUGUGCACCUUCUGAAAGAGAAACACCAUGCAGCCUCCCAAAAUUCGCAGCUCUGGAAAUUGGUUGACAAGCAAAGGACUUUAAUCCUUGGUCUAAACAAGGAUCUUGAGCGCACAUUCAAGGAGAAGGAGAAGUACAAAAAGAAGCACAAGGAGGUUCAAGACUCAGUGCCCCCGCUACCGACGGCGGAGCCAUUGGCCUCCUACACCGAAUCAACGUCCAAGACCACUUUAGAAAAGGCGAACGCCGAGAAAAAGAAUGAAUCAGGACCAGAUGACUUGUCCCUGCCGUCGGAGACAUCGAAGAUGCGUUCGGCCGUGGUCGUGGAUUCCACCCCCCGAGGCGAUCUAUCGCCCGUUGACAACGAAGGAAUCAAGCUUCCACAGCCAAGUCGCAAACCGCCACCUGCGCCCCUGAAGCUACAGCAAACCGGCAAUGCUAGGACGGAGCCUUCGGAAACAGACUCAGAUUCUGAUUACGGCGAUGUCCAGGAAGUGGAUGAGACGCUUGGCAUGGACCGCGGAAGGAGAAAGACGAGAGAAGAAGAUGAUCGAGACCGCGAAACGACCCUGAAGAAUGAAGUGGGCACAUAUGGCUCUACCGGGGCGACUCAGUCCGGGAUGUCUCAGAACUCACGGGAUACCGCUACUUCGGUUAGCCCAGAAACAGUCCCUCGGGAACUGUCAACACGAUCGCCACCAAAUGUUGGUGGAGCUGAUUCCCUAGGAUCAAUCUUGAACUCCCGGACUCCGCAGGUGGCAUCUUCCAACGGCCGUUCGAAUAUCUCCAUUCCCAAAAGCCCUGGGCUACCCUUGAGUCCGAGACCAGAGGACCGACCCCUCGGUUCUCCCCUACCUCGAAUGCCUCGGGACAUGUCGAAUUCCAUGGCGUCCCCAUCAAUGGCCACCGGGUAUAAUAACCUCUCAGGGUUGCCCCUCUCUCCGCGGACCACAAACUACCCUCCGCCAUUCACCUCUGGAGACUCCCAUAUCUCAAAUGGGAACCCCGCCGGCCUUAUUCCAUCAAUCGAUCCCACAGUCAAGAUCGACAGCCCGAACUCCCCACAGUUUUUUGGCAGCAGCAUCUAUCAGGGAUUGGUGUCUGAGGAGUAUCCCGGCUUGCUUCUGCCCCCGAAUGCUCUUCCUUUGAUUCAAGUCACGGUAUCCUCCUCACGGCUACGUCCUUCAAGGAAUAGCUACAUGGCCACCAAGCCGUUGGAUGAGGAGCCCGUCUUUACUCUCAGCGUCAUCUCUCGUUCCGAAAACUCGGAGCUCUGGCGUGUGGAAAAAGUCAUUGCGUCCUUGCCCCAGCUAGACCAGCAGAUAAGACAAUUGUCCUCGUUCCCUGGGAAGUUGCCCGAUCGAAGCAUCUUCAGUGGCCAUUCCCCCGCCAAAGUAGAUGCGAGACGCGCAGCCUUGAAUUCUUACUUUGACAACCUGCUAGACACGCCCAUGGAUGAGAAAGCGGCAUUGGUUAUCUGCAAUUUCUUGACAAGCGACGCCAUCGAACCAAGAGACGACGAGACGAGCCUCCUCAGGGGGCACGUGCAAUCACGGCCUGACACACUUCGUGGUCCAGACGGAAAGCCUCGAAAGGAGGGAUAUCUGACCAAGCGAGGGAAGAACUUUGGCGGCUGGAAAGCGAGGUACUUUGUACUUCAUGGGCCCGAACUAAAAUACUUCGAGGCGCCGGGUGGUCCUCACAUGGGCACUAUUAAACUGUACCAUGCCCAGAUUGGCAAACAGUCACAAUCUUCCAGCACCCAAAGCACGCCGCCUCCGGGUGCCGAUGAUGACUCUGACAAUCAAUAUCGCCAUGCGUUCCUGAUCUUGGAACCCAAGAAGAAGGAUUCAUCGGCGCUUGUGCGACAUGUACUUUGCGCCGAGAGCGAUGACGAGCGUGAUGCUUGGGUCGAUGCUUUGAUGGAAUACGUGGAGAACCCCUCGUCCGAGAAUGAGGGACGCAGCAACACCUCGGCCAAGACCCAAACGCAGAGCCAAAUCAAGCAGCCGCCUCCCGCAGCCGCAACUAAAUCGAAGUUGUUCGCUAGCAACGGCAGCAGGAGAGCUGGCAGAGGGGUCGAAAGUCCAGAUCAGGAUGCUGGGGGCUUCGUGCAAGGGUUCAGUUUUGAUGAUGCAGUUGCGGCCGAGCCUCCGAUUCUCGGGUCUUCGCUCGAACAGGCCCCUCGAUCGCCACGGAUCCCGGCCGCCCUUUCGACAGACUUGAGAGACAUGAACCAAUCUGCCGUUGAUCCGCCGCUGCAGUCUCCCAAGAUUAUCUCGGCGCCCACCAAUGGUGCGGUCAUUCAAGACGUGGAAGCUUGGGGCAAUAAAGCAGCCACGUCCACCAAAGAGAAGAAGCGCAGCAUCUGGGGUUUCCGUACCCGAUCCUCCUUUGAUCUCGCCUCCCAGGCCCAGGCUAGCAAUGACGUGGCCGUGGCAAACCAAAACAUCCAAGCAGAGCGGAAAGAUCCAGUCAGAGCUGUCUUUGGAAUACCCCUGACCGACGCUGUACGAUUCUGUGCGCCACAGAAUGUGGAUGCCGAGCUGCCGGCGGUGGCCUAUCGCUGUAUUGAAUACCUCCACGCCAAAGGAGCAGCAUCUGAGGAGGGAAUAUUCCGUCUGAGCGGCUCCAAUGUCGUGGUCAAAGCGUUGAAGGAACGAUUCAACACCGAAGGCGAUGUUGAUUUUUUAGCUGGCGAUCAGUACUAUGACGUCCAUGCAGUCGCUUCUCUCUUCAAGCAAUACCUUCGGGAGCUUCCAACUACCGUGCUGACGCGGGAGCUUCAUUUGGACUUCCUUCGAGUUCUCGAACUCGAUAGUCGACAGAAGAAAGUCGCUGCCUUCCAUUCACUAGUACACAGGCUGCCCGGACCAAACCUAGCCUUGCUGCGAGCACUAUCGCAGUUUUUGAUUGAGAUCGUGAACAACUCCGAUGUCAACAAAAUGACGGUUCGGAACGUGGGCAUUGUCUUUGCCCCUACCCUCAACAUCCCGGCACCGGUGUUCUCGAUGUUUCUCACAGACUUCGACAGUAUUUUCGGCGACUCUUCCAAUCCCACCCCAGCAAAUGUGGAGCUGACGGUCGACCGCACUCUGUUGGCCGAUGAUGUUCGCUCGCCCCGCCACCAAAUGUUCUCGGAUAUUCCCACGCCCUCGUAUAACCAAACCUCGUUUCGGGUCACGGGGGAUCUUCCGAAUAACCUAGGUGACAGCUCUCGAGCUCAGCAUGAUACCGGGUUCGUCCCGAUGCAGCCCAGCUACGACCAGCCGGCCUACCAGAAUGACAUGUACAACCCCCGCCAGGAGCCUCUGGUCCGUUUUCUUCAUUAA